AUUAAUGGCGUUAUUCAAGCUGUAAAACACGUUCAACGUUAUGCUGGUGCUCUAAGUGAUAGUGCAAUACGUUAUGCUGGUGCUCUAAGUGAUAGUGCAAUACGUUAUGCUGGUGCUCUAAGUGAUAGUGCAAUUGUAACCUUGGAACUUGCGUCCAAACCUACAGUAUUAGUAGAAAAGAAUGUGAGUGAAUCGCCUGCAGAGGAAGUCUCGGCUAAUGAAAUUACUCUACCAAGUCAAAGCCAUAAUGAAAAUGACUCUGAUUAUCAUAAACAAAAACAACGUCGAUCUAAAAGUGGAAAAGCAAUACCGAAUUAUUCUGAUCAAAUUUCUGAAGAAGAGAACAAUAUUAAAG
Racocetra persica is the source of this 355-nucleotide messenger RNA. The record is from the annotation of a GenBank genome assembly. NCBI's taxonomy places the organism in Eukaryota, Fungi, Glomeromycota, Glomeromycetes, Diversisporales, Gigasporaceae.